AUGGCCGCCACGGAAGAACUCUUAGGACUCUUGGGCCCGAACCUCCAGACCAAGGAUGGCGUGAAGCCGACCUCCGACGUUCUGAAAGACAAGAAGGCGGUGCUCCUGUACUUCUCAGCGCACUGGUGCCCACCGUGCCGUGGCUUCACGCCCAUCCUGGCCAAGGCCUACAACGAGUACGCCGCGAAGGACGUGGAGGUCGUCUUCGUGUCCAGCGAUCGCGAUCAGGCCGGCUUCGACGAGUACUACGGAGAGAUGCCGUGGGCCUGCCUGCCCUAUAGUGACCGAGGCAAGAAGGACGAGCUUGCGACCAAGUUUGGUGUCCGGGGCAUCCCGAUGCUUGUCGUGCUGAAGCCCGACGGCACGGUGGCGUCGGAGAACGGACGCGGGGAAGUGCAGGGCAACCCUGACAUGAAGGCAGCGCUCGGCGCUUGGGGCCUCUGA
This is a messenger RNA of Symbiodinium natans, 444 nucleotides long. NCBI's taxonomy places the organism in Eukaryota, Dinophyceae, Suessiales, Symbiodiniaceae. The record is from the annotation of a GenBank genome assembly.